This is a messenger RNA of Papaver somniferum (opium poppy), 4074 nucleotides long. RefSeq names its product phototropin-1-like. Bases 701 to 3766 code for a protein of 1021 amino acids. The transcript has 22 exons. Gene Ontology annotation, biological process: protein phosphorylation. Gene Ontology annotation, cellular component: plasma membrane; cytoplasm; nucleus. Gene Ontology annotation, molecular function: protein serine/threonine kinase activity; ATP binding. Lineage: Eukaryota; Viridiplantae; Streptophyta; Magnoliopsida; Ranunculales; Papaveraceae. The record is from RefSeq and is a predicted model, not a curated record.
GCAUUUGUCUGGAACAACUGCUUGGUGGGGACUAGCUAGCUAAAGUCUCUCUCUGUGCAAUUUGAUUUUUACUUACAGUUGACAGCUAAAAUCACUCAAACCUUAGAGAAUACUCCCAUAGAGUAUAAGUUACUCUGAAACGGACCAAGAGCUACUGAUCAGCUAAAAAGAGAACAAUACCAACUACUACUAUCUAUCCAUCAUCCAAGUGAAUUAUUGAAGUGAUCAUCUGGUCACACGCACACACAGAGGGUAGCAAUACUGACAGAGGUGGGACUUGCAUCGAACCUUGAGUUAGAAAUUGAUGAUGAAGGGUUAAUCGUGAUACAGGCAGGAUUGAUAUAAAAUCAAAAGAGAAAUCGGUGGAGAGAUCGAUGAUAAUACGUAUGAUUGAUUGAUCAAAUUUGCUUAGUAGGAAAGAGAGAUGUGCCAUGUGAAUAUUGAGUGUACAGGGAUGGGAUCCUCAUCGAUGUCGUUCUUCAAUCAUUCUCUCUAGUUAUCUCUCUUAAACUUUUCGCCAUUAAAGCAGACACAGCAGCAGCCACAGCAACAGCACCAUUUCCUCUUCAUCAUCAUUAUCAAGUACUCUCUCCUCCUUAACUAGUCCUACAAGUUGGUUGGUUAACUGAACAGACAACAACUGAAAGAGAAAAUCAAGAACACGUACAGCUGAGAACCGUUUCUAAUCUCUCCAUCAGAGAUGGAUCCAUUUGAGAGUCAAUCGGCCGGAAAACAAUCUUACCGCAGGGACUCUCGCGACUCGCUGGAAGUCUUCAAUCCAUCUAGCACUCCCCCUUCCAAAACGACUACCAGCGCUGCACCGACGUCCCGUCCAAAUCCGGCCUUGCAAAAUUGGGGAGCAACACAGGGUACUAAUAAUAAUCCUGUACCUGGCAAGGAUGCAGCGGAUAGUAAGAAUCAAUUGUCAAAAUCAAGCAGUACUAAAACAGAUGAAAGUACUUCUUGGAUGGCUCUCAAAAAUCCAACACCACCGCAGCUGACAUUACCACCGCUAAUCGAAAAAACCAUAUCUUCCACCAAAAAAACAGUUCCAGAUAGUGAUCACAGUCAGAAAAACACAGAAAAAGAUGUUCCUUUGAGCAAGGAAACUGGUGCAGCUGCACAAAGAGCAGCAGAAUGGGGAUUAGUAUUAAAAACUGACGAUGAGACGGGUAAACCACAAGGUGUUGGAGUCAGAACUUCAGGUGGAGAAAGACUACCAUCGUCCAGGAAAAACUCUACGAAUUCCGAGGAUUCCGACGGAGGUGUCGGGAGAGGAAUGCCAAGAGUUUCUGAGGAUCUAAAAGAUGCUUUAUCAACUUUUCAACAGACGUUUGUGGUUUCUGAUGCCACCAAACCUGAUUAUCCUAUACUGUAUGCAAGUGCUGGUUUCUUUAAGAUGACCGGGUAUACCUCCAGAGAAGUCAUUGGCAGAAACUGUCGAUUUAUGCAAGGCGCAGGAACGGAUCCACAGGAUGUAAUGAAGAUAAGAGAGGCACUAGAAGCUGGAAACACUUACUGUGGAAGAUUGAUGAAUUACAAGAAGGAUGGAUCCCCAUUUUGGAAUCUACUUACAAUUGCUCCUAUCAAAGACGACGAUGGCAAAGUUCUCAAGUUCAUUGGAAUGCAAGUGGAAGUCAGCAAACACACUGAAGGAGCGAAAGAGAAGACGGUUCGACCCAAUGGAUUGCCUGAAUCAUUGAUCAAAUAUGACGCUAGACAGCGGGAAUCAGCAACAAGUUCAGUGACAGAAUUAGUACUAGCUGUUAAAGACCCACGCGCACUUUCUGAAUCAACAAACAGACCAUUCAGGAAAUCAGAAGGCGGUGGUAUUGGUGCAAAUGGACGACCUAGAUCAUCAGAAGCUCUCAAUCCUCCAGGAAGAAGAAACUCUGAAAAUGUAGCACCUCAUAGACGUAAUUCACAUGGCAAUAUGCGAAAUUCAAUGCAACGAAUAAGUGAAAUUCCUGAAAAGAAGCCAAGAAAGUCCGGAUUACGUUCUUUCAUGGGGUUCAAGGGAAAAGGACACUCAAAUGCCGAAGAAAAUGGGAAUAUGGCAUUUGCAUUGGAGGAAGAGGAUGAUAGUGAAGAUGAUGCUGAUUACGAUGGAAGACCUGAGAGUAUGGAUGAUAAAGUGAGAAAGAAGGAAAUGAGGAAGGGUAUUGAUCUCGCGACAACACUUGAACGUAUAGAGAAAAACUUCGUCAUCACUGAUCCUAGAUUGCCCGAUAAUCCCAUUAUUUUCGCUUCAGACAGUUUCUUAGAGCUCACUGAGUAUAGCCGUGAAGAAAUCUUGGGCAGAAACUGCAGGUUUCUUCAAGGUCCUGAAACUGAUAUGGCGACAGUCAAAAAGAUCAGAAAUGCUAUUGAUACCCAAACAGAUGUUACUGUACAGCUUAUCAACUACACCAAAACUGGGAAAAAGUUUUGGAAUUUGUUUCAUUUGCAGCCUAUGAGAGACCAAAAGGGAGAAGUGCAGUAUUUUAUUGGAGUCCAACUUGAUGGGAGUGAACAUGUUGAGCCACUUGCCAAUUGUAUCCCAGAGUCUACCGCAAAGGAAAGUGCAAAAGUGGUGAAAGAAACAGCAGAAAAUGUUGAUGAAGCUGUGCGAGAACUCCCGGAUGCUAACAUGAAACCGGAGGAUCUAUGGAUGAAUCAUUCGAAGAUUGUUCUGCCGAAGCCUCACAGGAGAGAGAGCUCAUCAUGGAAAGCUAUUCGAAAGAUUCUGGAGACUGGAGAAUCAAUUGGCUUACAUCAUUUUAGGCCGGUAAAACCAUUGGGCUCUGGUGACACCGGAAGUGUUCAUUUGGUGGAAUUGAUUGGAACUGGAGAAUACUUUGCGAUGAAGGCUAUGGAUAAGGGUAUUAUGCUCAACCGUAACAAGGUGCAUAGGGCUUGUGCAGAAAGAGAAAUUCUCGAUUUGCUGGACCACCCUUUUCUUCCUGCAUUAUACGCCUCUUUUCAGACUAAAACACAUAUUUGUCUGAUAACUGAUUACUGCCCUGGCGGUGAGCUUUUCCUACUUUUAGACAGACAACCAACGAAGGUCCUUAAGGAAGAUGCAGUAAGAUUCUACGCUACGGAAGUAGUUAUUGCUUUGGAAUACCUUCACUGCCAAGGUAUCAUAUACAGGGAUUUGAAACCGGAAAAUAUCUUACUCCAGGGCAAUGGACAUGUAGCAUUAACGGAUUUUGAUCUCUCGUGUUUGACUUCUUGCAAGCCAGAGCUUUUGAUUCGAAGUAACAAUGAUAAGAAAAAGCAAAACAAAGGACAAUUGCCUCCAAUCUUUAUGGCUGAACCGAUACGAGCUUCGAAUUCUUUUGUUGGCACCGAGGAAUACAUAGCACCGGAAAUUAUCACUGGAGCUGGUCAUACAAGUGCAGUUGAUUGGUGGGCUCUAGGCAUUCUUCUAUAUGAAAUGCUCUAUGGAUAUACACCAUUCAGAGGAAAGACGAGGCAAAAGACAUUUGCUAACAUUCUUCACAAGGAUCUUAAAUUCCCAUCAAGCAUUCCGGUAAGUUUCCACGCAAAGCAGUUAAUGUAUCGCUUAUUGCAUAGAGAUCCCAAGAAUAGAUUGGGUUCGCGUGAAGGUGCAAACGAAAUCAAGAACCAUCCAUUUUUCCGUGAUGCCAAUUGGGCUCUUGUCCGUUGCACGAACCCACCUGAUCUCGAUACUCCCACACCAAUCACGACAACCGAAGAUGCUGAAAAGGAAAUCAAAGUUGUUGAUCCUCAACUUUUGGAUUUGCAAACAAAUAUCUUUUAGAGGCAUUCUGGGAUCUACUUCAAAUGCACUGAAUGGUCCAUUUUAACUAUCUAAAACAUGGAUGAACCAAGAAGUAGUUCACUUUCAUCCAGUACCCGUGUGUCUGGUCUCACUAUUUUGAUUUUGCUUCUUUUGUCCUCCAAGUCGGUGAAGCCAGAAAUUUUCAUUGUUAUUUUGCUUUCUUCUUUUUCUUUACAUUGUUAUUGUGUGUAGUUUUUUACAUUGCUCUGUCUUCUGUAAUUUUUAUCUUCAUUGGUGUGAUACCUUGAAUUUUUGGUUAAAAGUAAAUAAAUUCUCCUUUGCGUCUA